AGUGUGCUGCCAACCGAAGUAUGAGAGGAAGAGGAGGAGGAAGAGGGAAACAUUAACAGGAGAAGGAAGACGCAGAGGGAGGAGGCGGAGGAGUGUGUGGCCGGGGUGAGAGUAUUUAUAGGAGGAGAGAUGAGGCGGCGGCGAGGAGAGCCGGAGGAUCCGACACAAUAAGAGGAGACAAAGGAGGAAGAGGAGGAGGAGGAACCAUGCUGCGGAGGAAGAGGAGCGUGUCCUUCGGCGGCUUCGGAUGGAUUGAUAAGUCGACUGUCAGCGCGCUGAGAGCCCGUAAGCAAGACCAGCUGACCCUCCCUAAUGUCCCGGUGGAGGACCGCCCCCCGUCACCUCCCCGCACGGCGCCGCCCACCAUGAAGUCGGCUCAUUUCUUCGACAUGAUGGACAAGAUGGAGCAAGUACCAGAAGCUACUGAGAUGAAGACAGUCCCUCUGAGACAGAAGGACGAUUACAUUCCUUAUCCCAGGAUCGAAGAGGUGUUGGAGAGGGGGCGGCCGUACCCGCAGGUCAUCCUGCCGCAGUUUGGAGGCUAUUGGAUAGAGGAUCCAGAGGCUCCUCCCCCUUCCGAGACCCUGCCUUCAGAGGCUCCGCCCCCUUCCGAGGCCCCACCUCCGGACGCCCCGCCUCUUGAUGCUCCACCCAUUGAGGCCCCGCCCCCUUCCUCUCUGCAUUGCAGCGGUGCGGAGGUGGAGGACGGAGGAAUAAGGGAGACAGAAGGUUCUGCCCCAGGGGAUUAUGGGUAUCACCUGGAGGAGAUCAACGAGGCAGCACGCGCGUACAGGAAGCACUUCCUGGGCAGGGAACAUCUGAACUUCUUCUGCUCAGUCAGCAGUUUGGGAAACCUGCUGCUGUCUGUGAGACACGAGGAGGAGAAGGAACACGAAUACCUGCACGUCAUCAUCAGGUCUCGUCUGAAAAGCAUCUACCACAGAUUAUCUCUGGCAGAGCUGCCGGACAUCCCCAGCGUUCCGGAGCUGGCCAAGCUUGUGUGCGACGAAGCGGCCUCCCUGCGGUUCAGUCCGGUCCUCUACCCCAAGGCGUCUCAGCUCAUCGUCAACUACGACGAACACGAAGUCAACAACACCUUCAAGUUCGGCGUCGUCUACCAGCGCUUUGGGCAGGUGUCAGAAGAGGAACUGUUUACCAACAAUCAGGAGUCUCCGGCUUUCUCCGAGUUCCUGCAGCUGCUGGGAGAAACGGUGGAGCUGCAGGACUUUAAGGGGUUCCGGGGCGGGUUGGACGUGUCCCACGGCCAGACGGGGUCCCACUCCAUCUACACCGUCUACAGAGGUCAAGAGGUCAUGUUCCACGUCUCCACCAAGCUGCCGUUCACCGAGGGAGACGCGCAGCAGCUACAGAGGAAACGCCACAUAGGAAAUGACAUUGUGGCGGUGGUGUUCCAGGAAGAGGCCACGCCCUUCGUCCCCGACAUGAUCGCCUCCAACUUCCUGCACGCCUUCAUCCUGGUGCAGGCGGAGGAGACGCACUCGGACAGCCCCACCUACAGGGUUUCUGUCACAGCGCGAGAAGACGUCCCGCCGUUUGGACCGCCGCUGCCAAACCCGGCCGUCUUCAGGAAGGGUCCGGAGUUCAGGCAGUUCCUCCUCACCAAGCUCAUCAACGCGGAGCUGGCCUCCUAUAAGAGCGAACGCUUCGCGCGGCUGGAGGAGCGGACCCGCUCUGCCCUGCUGGACGGCCUGCUGGACGAGCUGCACAGACGUUCCCAGUGCAUGCUGGGAUUGGGUUCAGGCAUGGAGGAAGAGGGCCGGGGUGAGAAUGGCCAUGCCCACGGCGGGCUGCUGGAGUCCAUCAAGAGAGCGAUGAAGGGGCGGAGCAUAUCCAUGGAAACCAUGUCGCGUGGUGGGGCGGGGCUGCCCACCAGUCUGAGUGGGGGCGGUCUGGCCCACCUGAGCAUUGAGGGCAACGUGAAGUCUCCGGUGAAGCGGCGCUCAGGGCUGUUCCCCCGCCUGCUGAGUGUCGACAGCCAGACAGACAAACACAGCCACAGGAGCCUUCUCAGUGAGCAGCGCAGCUUUGACUGUUCCCACCCCAUGAUAGAGGUGAGGUCUGAGCUGCCGUCCAAUCCCAGCUCUCCAGAGACAGGACAACGGGACAGGAUUCAUCCGAGGAAGGAGAGAAGUAAAAUUUCCAGAUCCACAUCCAGCACCUCCAGCUUCAGCAUUCCCUCUGAUGACGCUCACCUGACUGCGCCGUCGGAGGUUUCCUGUCCGCUGAUCGUCUGCCGCAGCCCCACAGAACUGAAAAACAAGAACUCUCCCAGAUCCAACCUGAAGUUUCGCUUCGAUAAGCUGACUCACUCUGCUGCUCAGGGAAACUGAACUCAGGAGGUUCUGGGAGAGAAACCACGUGGAGGUGCUGCCUUCACACCACCAGGACCAGGAGGAUGGACUGAACCGGACCGAACCACAUCAUCACAAACGCCUUCCUGGUUCCUGAGGCGCGCUGGUUCUACCUGAUGUCACUAAACCCCGUGGAGCCACCAUGGAGAUCCAGUUCCAACUAUAGACAACUUCUGUUGUUUUAACCAACGAACACUUUGUCGUUUUUUUGUUUUUCUUGUUUCCUUACGGAUGAAGACAGGAGUCAUGGACUGUUUUCCUUUUCAGGGAAUGUUAAAGGAGUUUUCCUCACAGAUCAGUGAAAUGGUUCUGACUCGUUCGGAGAUCGGGUCCAGCUCUGUCCUUAAAGCUGGUUGACCUUCUCCACCCUCCUUUUCAUCAAGGUAGCUCCACCCUGCAGCAGGUUCUGAUUGAGUCCAGUGGACCGGGUGAGAACAGUGAGGCUGACUGAGGACUUCUAGAGGCUAGAAUCAGUAACAGUCCAAACCAAACCCAAUUAUUGAGACGGUCCAACUAAGUAGAAACUGGAGUUAUGUCUGAAAUCUAUUUUUAAUUUAAUUCAGUUUAUUUAUUCAGCAACAGAGUACGGGUUCUGUCACAUGAAAAACCAGUUGUUCAGAUUCCAGGUAAGUCUAGAUUCAGUUCGGAUCAGUCCAGUUCAGGUCCAGACACAGUCAGAACCAGGACUGAUCAUAACAGAUCAAUCAAAGCGAACCGGUGAGAAGGCAUCAGCUGAUUGAACCAAAACAUCACACCAAUCCUGCCUCCUCUGUGACCAUGUGGCGACAGUGGAGAGGAACAGGAAGGAAUCCUCCAGCUGGUAUGACGGGACAGAGCCGCCACAGGGCCAUGUGUACUUUCUGUGUUCAGCAAGAAUAGUCAACUACAGCCUUCAGUGGCUAAUAUGCAGUUAGCAAGCUAACUUGCUAGCUAAAUAUUUACCUUGGACCUAUUUAUUUAGCUUAACUCAGUAUUUCAGCUAAAUAUUUCAUUUGGAGUUAAAUAUUUAGUUUUGUCUGAAAGGUUUUUGCUGAAACACCUGCCGCUGUGUGACUGGUGCUUCGUGACGAUGUUCUGAUCCAGACGGUUAGGGAAGAGGUCAGAAACCAGCCCUGCAGUGAGACUUUUAGGUCGUUUUCUUUGUUCCUACAACCAGACCCGGACUGAAUGUUUGCUGUGACGUCACUGUGAGUCGUUCUCUGACUGGAAACCAGAAGAUAAAAACCACAGAUUGUCUCUGUUCAUCAACGUGUCGUUUUCCGUCUGCUCACCAUCAGGAAAUGUGAAAAAUCUGUGACAGCAGGUUUUCCUUCAGACAUUCCAGUUCUCUUGACCCUGAAUGCUCCGUGUUGAGUUUAAGGUCCCUUCAGAAAUCAGUGGCUUCUCUUCAUGUCUCUUAGUGGAUGUUUGCUUCUGAAUCCGAUGAUAACUUCACUGCCGUUUGAGUCAACAUCACUGACAUCCCUCAGCUCUGGUUGUUGUUCUCUGUAUGAAGAUUCAAAAUAUCCGGUUAAAAACUAAAAUCAGUAUUUGCACUAAAGCUGUUUCCUUGUUGUUUCAAGUCUUGUUCCAAGUUUUUAAACAAAAGUCAGUUUUAUUUUGUCAGGGACCAACUGAUGCUGCAGAAACACAAUGAUGUCAGUCAGCUGUAUGCUUCAUUUUGAAGGACAACUAUGACAUGAGAACCUGGAGCUAUAAAGUUUCUGAAUCGUUUGCACUUUGA
Poecilia reticulata (guppy) is the source of this 4095-nucleotide messenger RNA. RefSeq names its product rap1 GTPase-activating protein 2-like. Lineage: Eukaryota; Metazoa; Chordata; Actinopteri; Cyprinodontiformes; Poeciliidae. Gene Ontology annotation, molecular function: GTPase activator activity. Gene Ontology annotation, cellular component: plasma membrane; cytoplasm. Gene Ontology annotation, biological process: regulation of small GTPase mediated signal transduction. The record is from RefSeq and is a predicted model, not a curated record.